UCGACAGAGGAUGAUCCGUUUUGGUCUGAUUUCUGAAGUAAACAUGUAACCUUUUGAAGGUACAGUAAAAAUAAUGAGGAAAAUAAAGACUUUUGAAGUUUCUGCAAGACACAGACCAAUUAGAAAUGAUUAAAUAAAAAGAAUUCGGGAUGUUACAACGACAGAAUAGUUCGAGGCCCUACACGAGUGGCAGCUUCCGAACCAAACUGCAGUUGUUUGACCAGUUCAUCAAAGAAUUCACCUACGUUGAUGAGGAACUGAACCCAGAGGAGCGAAGACAAAUCCUUCAAGAUAGACUUACAAAUGGAUAUGAACCAUUUUGCGAAGCUAUAAGAAGUCUAUUUGGGAACGAUGUAAGCACACAAGAUUUAAAGGCACUGUUUCGUAAAAUAGCGUUAAAUCCUGACGCUAAAGUCGACUGGAGCGAGCUAUUUGGUAUAGGAGGCGCUACAGACGAAGUGCCUGACCUACUUCUGAAUGAGGAUACYUCUUCUGUGUUUACAACAAGCAAAAGGAAAACAGUUGGUGAAGCUGGAGGUGACAAGAAAAGAAGAGAUGUUGUUCAAUGCAUAGCACAUGUACCAAAAUAUGGCUUUUUCAUUACUGCAUCACAGAAAGGAAUUGUUUGUCAAUGGAGCAACAAGUUCCGUUUGCAAGCUUGCACAGAUAUUAAUGAAUCAUCUUGGGUUACUGGCUGUGGUUURCUUCCAAGUUUACGUAGGAUUGCAGUGACAUCUGAAAGGGCAGUUGCAUUAUGGGACUACAGACAAAAGAGAAAACAAUCUACCAUUUAUCAAAUCAAACCAGUGGACAAUUCCCCUCAGUGCAUGWCAUACAUACCAUGGAAGACCAACUCAAUGAAUGAAGACACUAUGCUGUUUGGAGAUGAUCAAGGGUAUGUAAAUAUGCUGACCAUUUCAUCCAAAGACCUUCACAUGAAAAACUCCAAUACCAAAGGAGACUCAGUUGUUGUGAACAUUGAACCAAGUAAAUUAAGCAGUGAAAUCAAAGGAAGAAAGUUUUUUGAUGAUUGGGUUGUAAAAAUAAAGUAUUUCCCACAYUUAGAGAUGUUUGGUUGUUGUUCGCCUAGCUCUAAUUGUUCAUUCAUUCUUGGAAGRAUUGAGAGAGUACUUGAUAAUGGCCCUGUGAGAGAACUUGCUGUGCCCAAGGGAGUCAACUGCUUUGAUUACUGUUCAAGAGCUAAUGUGAUAAUAACAGCAGGUGCAGAUAAGAUUGUCCGUAUAUGGCAUCCCCUUAUUUUCUCAAGGCCGACAGGGAAAUUAAUUGGUCAUCUAUUCACCAUAGUUGAAAUCAGUGUGAAUGAAAAGGACCAACAACUGAUAAGCCUUUCUACUGCAAGGGUGUUUCGUGUUUGGGACAUCCAAACRUUAACUUGUCUUCAGGUGUUCACAGAUAAUGAGGUGCGACCUGGAGAAAAGCGUAUUUCWUCCAUGCUUUAUGAUGCCAAGAAUGACAGACUUAUUACAGGUUGCAGUGUUAUUGAUACAUGGCCUCUAACGAGAGCAAUACAAGARGCUUUACAAGUCCCUCAUACUCAUGAUCGACCACUAAGUCAYUUGUUAUACAAUCCCCAAAUGAGUCAGGUCAUAACUGUGUGUACAGAAGGCAUUAUGAAGGUCUGGGAAAUGGAAACAGGUCAAAUAGUGUACCAGGUCCCUGAUGCCCAUGGGUCAUCCAAUGAAAUAACAGCAAUGAAUAUUGAUAAUACUGGUUAUAGGCUUGUUACUGGAGCAUAUGAUGGCACCAUAAAAGCUUGGGAUUUUGGCAGUGGGCAGCUUUACAAGUCGUAUCCUGAUGAUCCCAAAAAGAGUCAAGAGAAUACUAUCACUGGUUUAGUGUACCAUACUAUACAAGAAAAACGGUGUUUGMUGGUGUCAUCAUGGGGAAAAGGAGUGAGGAUACUUGAGGAUUGCUAUGACGAACCAAUGUUUACUGAAUUAAGAUUCCUGAGUGACAUCUUUAAUCCACCAACUCCUAUCACCGAACCAGAGAGAGGUGCCUCCCCUUUUGUAUCAAAAAUACCAUUACCAGGAAUUGGCGAAGGAAACAACACAACAGGACAGAUAUCUUUACUGAGAUCCAGCGAGGUCACAUGUGUUGAGUAUUUCAGUGGUGCUACCUUAUUGGCUGGAACAACUGAUGGUUCACUUAUCAUGUGGAAUCUUGACACUGAGAAGGUCAUCUCAAGGUUUGUGUUACCUCCCACAAAUACAAGUGCGCGAAGUGAAAAGAGCGCUAAGAGGCAACGACGUGAUGACCAGGCAAAUCUUGUACAUGCAUGUCGCGUUCUUGUUCAUAAAGUUAGACGUCCAAUCAUCUAUGGCGAAAGACCUGUAUAUCUUCACACCGUUGAAGAAGAAUCAGAAAGUGAACACGAAACAUCCACCGAGCUUUCCACUCCAAAYAUUGAUGAAAACGAAGAGAAAGAGGUUGAAGAAAACACUGACAAACCCAGUGAACUCCCUGAUGACGUCAKCGAUGUGGAAAUGAAAGAAASUGAAGAAAUAGAAAAAGAAGAAAAKGAYRCAWUAAUCCCMGAYAGRAAUUUAGAAAAGGAUGAAAYAAAUGAAGACGAGGAGGAUGAUUCGCCAUAUUUACGCAUAAGCGAGCCCGCAGUACUUUCCUGUCAUCAUGAUGGAUACCUUAGAUUUUGGACUUUGGAGGGCCGAUUAUUAAAUGAGAUAAGGGCGAUUACUCGCCGACAGUCAUCAGCGGUCACGUGUCUAACUACUGACGUCGACUGUAAAUACGUCAUCAGUGGCGACGCAAGGGGAUAUGUGACAGUGUGGGAUGUCGGGAGUUUCCUCCUGGACCCACCCAAAAUUUCUAAGCCAAAGGAUGAAGAAUCAACAAACAAGAAGAAAGAGCCUAAGAAUGUUAUCAAACAAGUCAUAUGCUGGAGAGCACACUUGACGAGACUUGUUGGGGUAGAGCACCUUGAAGGUGCUGAGGUUUUAGUUACAGCGUCUACUGAUUGUUCAGUCAGAGUCUGGUACCGCGAUACUGGCCACUUUAUAGGGUUCUUUGGUCAGCCACGAUUGUGGCAUCUGCCUAGUUCAAAAUCAGUCCCAACAACUCCUGUGCGACCUUACGAUAUCACUGAGGUAAUGCUACAGACCAGAAGUACAUAGUUAUGUACUUCUGUACAGACUUAUGUUGAUGUUCUACAAUACUAUGUUCUAUUGUUUUAUUUUAGGUGGUAUCCAUUCCGUCAUUCCGCAAAAGACGAAACACGACCUAAGGGAAAUACAAAGAAAUUCUUUGAUUCGUUGUCAAAACCAAAGCAUUAUAAUUCCCACCUUCAAAGUUCAAGGACUGGUUCUCCCGAGACUGGAGCCGUCUUUCGUGCAUUACCAGUUUACAGGAUCGAUUCUCCUGAACGUCUCAACACCCCAGCAGUUGCUCAUCAGUCAACAUGGCUAACGAAUCCCACUAGUGGUAUUCAACAAAAGGCGCAGGCUGCUGGAAAGAUAACUUACACUUAUCGUUCUACCUCUCCAAUGAAGGAGCAAGUUGUUUCAAGAUUCCCGCAURUGGUCCAAGCCAACAAGAGAUAACAUUCAUUGCUGGUCAGCGGUUAGUAUAACUAAAACUAACCGUUUUGGCCAGCAUAAUUGUGUAGCUGUGAUUCCAUGGAAA
Messenger RNA from Exaiptasia diaphana, 3660 nucleotides. Its product is annotated as WD repeat-containing protein 64-like. Lineage: Eukaryota; Metazoa; Cnidaria; Anthozoa; Actiniaria; Aiptasiidae. The transcript has 33 exons. Gene Ontology annotation, molecular function: protein binding. The record is from RefSeq and is a predicted model, not a curated record.